UCGGCCGACGACGCCUCCGCCUCUGGCCAACGACGCCUCCGCCUCCGGUCUCCGGUCGACGAGACAGACGAAGUCUCCUACUCCGGCCUACAGCCGCUUCUGCCUCCUUCUUUCACAUUGUUUACAGGUCUGAGGUUAUACAUCGGAAAUUUUCCAUUACAUAUGGAUGAGGUACUAGUGAAAACAACCAAGAGCAGGAGGAUCCGUAUGGUAGAAAGAAAAACCAGAAAAAGAAGUGUUGGUAAACCCAAAACAAAACACCUUGAAGCCAGGAAUACAAUGGAACGUCCAAAAAAGAAAAAGAGAAGUGUGACAUUGAUCAGAGAUCACUCCAAAGAAUAUCUAUCAAAUUUAACUGUUGAGUUCGACCACUUUGGUAGAGCUAUUGGACCUAACCGCUUUAAGUUCACCAGUUAUCGUGGAGUGACUACGAGGAAGAUGAUUUCUAUCCUGAUAGAUAGUUGGGAUUUAGCGGAUCAAUGUGACAAAGAUCAAUUGUGGUUAAACAUAAAGAAUUAUUGGCAUAUACGAGAUGAUGAUCAUAAAGCACAAGUACUUAGAGAUUGCAACACGCAUUGGAAGGCCUACAAGUCGGAGCUUCUUAAGUUGUGGGACAAUGGUGUCAAUCCAGUAAAAAAAUACCCGUACCUUGACAAAGCAAUGUGGAAAAAUUUCCUUGUUCUAAAAUCCACGGAAGAAUUUGAGAACAUUUGGAAGGACAAAAAACUAUUUUCUAGUGAGGAAUUGGAGGAACGUGUUAAAACAUGGAUGAGAACUUUUGGUGAUAAAGUGAAGCCUUUUUGUAAGGCAUACAAUGAAUCAACCACAAAUGGGAAAGAGAGGUUAGAGGUGACAAAGGGGAAAGAGAGGUUACAGAUGUGACAAUAACAAUUUUUUUUUUUCUGUUUAAUGAACUAAGUUCAUUGUAAUUUUUUUUUCUAUUUCUGAAAAUGAAAACAUGAUCAGUGAUGUCCCACUUCUUAUGGUUGGAAUGGAAUCAUAUAGUAGGUUUGUAUUUUGUAGAGAUUGAUCCUUCGGUUACAAUUCACAUGGUAAUCAUAUAGUAGCUUUGCAGAAAUUGAAAAGUUUGUUUCAGUUGGAAUGGUGAUCCAUGUGUUCCACAACAUCCAUGGACUGGAAUUGGCUGUUUAAUAAGGCUGGAGUGGAAUUGUUUGUUUAAUAAGGCUCUGGAAUGCAAUUGGAGUGGAAUUGUCUGUUUAAUAAGGCUCUGGAAUGCAAAGGGGAUGUGAGACAUCAAGUACGGUUGUUUAUUGGUGUAUUAAAUGUGUUUAUUGGUGUAUUAGAUGUGUAUAUAUGGCGUAUUAGAUGAUUGUAUGCGAUGGUUGUAAAAAGUAGAUAGGAUAAUAUAAUACGGUCAAAUAGCCGUACUCUAUUAUGCAUGUAAUCUAAUACAUCCCUCUACCAAUACGCCCUUUAUGUACGUACUAUAUUUACAAUUUCAACCGUACUCUAUUAACCUUUUUCUAGUAGUGCAUGGACUAUGCUUUAGAACUUGUGACUAAGACUACACUUCUGCUUGUACUUCACUUUUACCUA
This is a messenger RNA of Lactuca sativa (garden lettuce), 1557 nucleotides long. RefSeq lists its product as uncharacterized. NCBI's taxonomy places the organism in Eukaryota, Viridiplantae, Streptophyta, Magnoliopsida, Asterales, Asteraceae. The record is from RefSeq and is a predicted model, not a curated record.